This is a messenger RNA of Eutrema salsugineum, 1030 nucleotides long. Its product is annotated as membrane-anchored ubiquitin-fold protein 1. NCBI's taxonomy places the organism in Eukaryota, Viridiplantae, Streptophyta, Magnoliopsida, Brassicales, Brassicaceae. Gene Ontology annotation, molecular function: protein binding. Bases 423 to 776 code for a protein of 117 amino acids. The transcript is spliced from 4 exons. The record is from RefSeq and is a predicted model, not a curated record.
AAACAAAAAAAAACUAAUAAAAUUUGUCGAUUGGGUAGUGCGUUCUUUCAAUAUCAAAUUGUGGAAUUGAAGAACAAAAAUUAGGAUCGGGUGUGCUUUGAUAGGAGAGAGAAGAGAGAUGUGCAUUUUCUUAGGCGCAUAGAUGGGAAGAAUAUCAGAUAAAAAUGGAAGCUUUGACCGCCAUUGAUUCUCUACACUCACGAGAUCUCUUGAUCUCAAUUCGCAACUCUCUCUCCUCUCUGAUGCGUGUUCUUCUCUUUCCUUUUCAUUCAUCGGCUCAGAUCAGUCUCAGAGCCAAAUAGAAUAAAGAGCAAAGAAGGUCCUGUGGGAAUUGAUACAUUGAGAAACUGUUUAGUGUUUGUGGUGUCUUUUGAGUUUUCUGUGGGUUUGAGGAAAGUUUCGUUGAUUGGUUCUUGCAAUAGAUGGCAGAAGUCCAUAAUCAACUAGAGAUCAAGUUUCGGUUAACUGAUGGUUCGGAUAUCGGUCCUAAAGCAUUCCCGGAUGCUACAACUGUCGCGGCACUCAAGGAAACUGUUAUUUCUGAAUGGCCCAGAGAAAAGGAGAAUGGACCGAGGACAGUGAAAGAGGUGAAGUUGAUAAGCGCAGGGAAAGUAUUGGAGAACAACAAGACGGUUAAAGACUACCGAAGCCCUGUCUCCAAUCUUGUAAGCGCUGUCACCACAAUGCACGUGAUCAUCCAACCUCCGGUUACUGAAAAAGAGAAGAAGCCUAAAGGUGACCCGAAGAUGAACAAAUGCGUCUGUUCAGUCAUGUAAGAGAGUAGCAAAACCUCAAGAGAGAUUCAGAUUUUCGGGUCAUUAAGUUUGGUCGCUUACGUCGUUGGUAUAGAUUGUUUACUGAUACAGAUACAGAAUUAAAAGUGUGUUCAACCUUUUUUUUUCUUUCUUAAAAGUAAAAAUCAAAUCUCUUCUCUAGCUUUUUGCAAAAAUGGAGGAGAGAGUAAAUCAUAGAUGCAGAAAUGUCAAAAGACACAAGGAGAUUCUGAUAUAGCUCUGUUUCUUAGUCCCUC